Helianthus annuus (common sunflower) is the source of this 8317-nucleotide messenger RNA. RefSeq names its product protein SABRE. The transcript is spliced from 23 exons. Lineage: Eukaryota; Viridiplantae; Streptophyta; Magnoliopsida; Asterales; Asteraceae. Bases 178 to 8052 code for a protein of 2624 amino acids. The record is from RefSeq and is a predicted model, not a curated record.
UGUUCCGAAAUUGUUAUGAGCUUCGUGAUCUCGUUGUCCGAAUCGGUUUCUGCUAAGUUAGGGUUUAAUGAUGCGGUGGAGUGAUGUGUAGUGAAGGUAUUGUUGUUGUUGUUCAUCGUCAACAACAAGCUGUAGGAUGAAGUGUGUGUUGAAGGAUUGAGGAUUUGCGUUGUGGAAAUGUCUCCGGUUAAGUUUCUUUUCACGUUUCUGUUCAUAUCGAUCGUGCUAUGGCUCCUGUUUAUAUUUGCUUCCAAGUUAGUUGCUUGGAUUUUGAGCCGGAUCAUGAAAGCAUCGGUGGCAUUUAAAGUUGGUGGAUGGAAAUGCUUGAGGGAUGUUACAAUCAAGUUCGAAAAGGGUGCGGUUGAAUCUGUUUCAGUUGGUGAAAUUAGAUUUAGUCUAAGACAAUCUUUGGUUAAACUAGGGGUUGGUUUUAUGUCUAGAGAUCCAAAACUGCAAUUGUUGAUAAGUGACAUAGAAAUUGUUACAAGGGCUUCAAACCAAGGGUCAAAGAAAACAGGGUCACAGAAAUCUCGUAAGUCCCGCAGUAGCCCAGGCAGAGGAAAGUGGAUGGUUGUGGCUAAUGUGGCAAGAUUCUUAUCAAUUUCUGUGACGGAUUUAGCUGUAAAGACACCAAAAGUUACUGUAGAAGUUAAAGAUUUGGGAGUUGAGAUAUCAAAAGACGGUCGGACCAAGCCUUCUAUCCUUGUGAAGUUGCAGCUUUUGCCUGUUGUUGUUCAUGUGGCUGAACCACGUAUCAGUUUUGAUCAGUCAUCUAGCUUUAGCAAUGGUGAAAGCUUUACUGCUGGACAGACAUGCUUUGCAAGUAUUGAGAAAGCGUCAGCUCCUUUUGUUUGUGAAGAAUUUCAUCUCUCGAGUGAGUUUGGUCAUGAUAGAGAAGCAGGUAUUGUAGUGAAAAACGUAGACAUUACAAUUGGAGAAGUAGCUUUGAACUUAAAUGAGGAGCUAAUUUCUGGAAAAAAGUCGUCUGACACACAAGUUGACGAACGUUUUCAAUCAAAUGCUGCUGAAUACAACAUUAAAAAGCAACGGAAUGAAAAAUCUGCCCUUUCGGCUGUUACCAAGUAUACUUCAAUCAUUCCUGAAAAGGUUUGCGUCACUCUACCGAAGUUGAAUGUGAAGUUUGUGCAUAAAGAGCACUCUAUUGUUAUGGAGAAUAGCAUAAUGGGCAUCCAGUUAAAGAGUGUGAAGUCUCGAUUUGUUGAAGAUAUUGGGGAAAGCACACGUCUUGAUCUUCAGUUAGAUUUCAGUGAGAUUCAUCUUCUUAAAGAAGCCGAAAAUUCUAUGGUCGAUAUAUUGAAGCUUGCUGUUAUUUCCUCAGUAUACAUUCCAUUACAGCCUACAUCACCUAUAAGAUCUGAAUUUGAUGUAAAGCUUGGUGGAACCCAAUGCAACUUAUAUAUGGAAAGAUUGAAGCCACUGAUGAAAUUGAGCUCAUCUAAGAAGAAAAAGGUGGUGCUUCGAGAUGAAAAUGUGAACCCGGUGACCGUCCAGUCAAGUGGUUCUAAAACCAUUAUGUGGACAUGCACAGUUUCAGCUCCAGAGAUGACUAUCGUGCUUUUUAAUAUAAGUGGAUUGCCAAUUUAUCAUGGUUGCUCACAGUCCUCACAUGUCUUUGCCAACAACAUAUCUAGUUCAGGCACUGCAGUUCACUUGGAGCUUGGAGAACUGAAUUUGCACAUGGCAGAUGAAUAUCAGGAAUCAUUAAGAGAAACCCUUUUCGGCGUGGAAACAAAUACCGGUUCGUUACUGCACAUAGCAAAAAUCAGCCUGGAUUGGGGCAAAAAGGAGAAGGACCCACCUCAAGACGAUAGUUCAAAGUUGAUAUUGGUUUUAUCGGUUGACAUAACUUCCAUGAGUUUGAACUUAACUUUCAAACGUGUUCAGUCCUUGCUAGUAACUGCUUUCUUGUUUAAAACACUACUAAAAGCUUCAUCCCCAUCUGUUAAAACAUCACGCGUAGGGCGUUCAACAAAAUCAUCCGGCAAAGGGAUUCGGUUGAUUAAAUUUAAUCUGGAACGUUGCUCGGUUAAUCUAUGCAGUGACUUAGGCCUGGAAAAUGAAGUUAUCAAUGAACCGAAAUCUGUGAAUUAUGGAUCACAAGGUGGGCGUGUUCUUAUUAGUGUCUUACCUGAUGGGACCCCACGUACUUCAACAAUAGCAUCAACGGUUUCGAGCGAGCACAAAACGAUAAAGUGCAAUGUAGGCGUAGAUAUUUAUCAUUUUAGUUUGUGCUUGAAUAAGGAAAAACAGUCCACUCAGCUGGAGCUUGAAAGAGCUCGAUCCGUGUAUCAAGAAUAUUUAGAAGACCACGACUCUGGCACAAAAGUAACAUUAUUUGACUUACAGAAUGCAAAGUUUGUAAGGAGAGCUGGAGGUCUUAAAGAAAUAGCUGUUUGCUCGCUUUUUAGUGCCACUGAUAUUACUGCCAGGUGGGAACCAGAUGUCCACUUAGCGUUAAUUGACCUAGGGUUACGACUAAAGCUACUGAUCGAAAAUCAGAAGGAGAUCUAUUCUAGUAAAGAUAAUAUAGUUCCAAAAGAAGAAUCUAUGGGGUUAUUACAGUCUGAAAAGAAUAAAAGAAAAAAGGAAUCUCUUUUUGCUAUUGAUAUUGAGAUGCUUACUGUAACUGCUGAAGCUGGAGAUGGUGUUGAAGCCAUGAUUCAAGUUCAGUCAAUUUUUUCUGAAAACGCACGUAUAGGUGUACUUCUUGAAGGACUAAUGCUCAGUUUCAACUCGUCAAGAGUGUUUAAAAGUGGCAGGAUGCAGAUUUCGCGCAUACCGGGUGCAAAAUCUGAGACAGAUGCCAAGUGGGAUUGGGUGAUUCAAGCAUUUGAUAUACAUAUUUGCAUGCCGUACAGGCUACAGCUGCGUGCUCUUGAUGAUUCUGUUGAGGAAAUGUUGCGAGCGUUAAAGCUCAUUACUGCUGCAAAAAAGAAAUUAAUAUUUCCAGUCAAAGAGGUCAAAGAAUCUGGUGCAAAGCCUAAAAAGUCGAGUUCUUCAAAAAUUGGUUGUGUAAAAUUCUUUAUUCGUAAGCUGACUGCUGACAUUGAAGAAGAGCCGAUACAAGGUUGGCUUGAUGAACAUUAUCAACUUUUGAAAAAUGAAGCACGUGAACUGGCUGUUCGGUUGACUUUGCUCGAGUCAAUUACCACAAAAGGAAAGCAAUCUUCAGCAGUUGCUGAUGAAGAUGAUUCUGUUCACAAAGGCACAUAUCAAAUUGGUGGAGAAGAGAUUGAUUUGCAGGACGCAUCAUCUGUUGAAAAGCUUAAAGAAGAAAUUUAUAAACAAUCGUUUCGUUCUUAUUAUCGGGCAUGCCAAAAACUUGUAACUACAGAAGGAUCUGGUGCGUUUCAGGAUGGAUUUCAGUCUGGUUUUAAGCUCAGCACCUCAAGAACGUCUCUUUUCUCUAUUACUGCAACAGAGCUUGAUUUAAGUUUGUCAGCAAUCGAAGGUGGUGAAGCUGGAAUGAUAGAUUUUGUACAGAAGCUUGAUCCAGUUGCUCUUGAAUAUAAAAUUCCGUUUUCCCGCCUUUAUGGAUGUAACCUUAAUUUGCAGACAGGCUCUCUUGUUAUUCAGCUUAGAGACUAUACUUAUCCACUUCUUGCUGGUACUUCUGGUAAAUGUGAGGGCCGGGUUGUUCUUGCUCAACAGGCAACACCUUUUCAACCCCAAGUUCUGCAUGAUGUCUAUAUUGGAAGAUGGAGGAAGGUGCAAAUGUAUCGUUCAGCUAGUGGCACAACUCCACCAAUGAAAACAUAUUUGGACGUACCGUUAAUUUUCGAAAAAGGCGAGGUAUCUUAUGGGGUUGGUUUUGAACCAGCUUUUGCUGAUUUAAGCUAUGCAUUCACAGUAGCUUUACGUCGGGCUAACUUAAGUGUCAGAAACCCAAAUGCUUCCAAUAUUACACCCCCGAAAAAAGAAAAAAGCUUGCCGUGGUGGGAUGAGAUGAGAAAUUAUAUCCAUGGAAAAGCCACACUGUGUUUUUCCGAAAGCACAUUUCAUCUUCUUGCUACAACUGAUCCAUAUGAAAAAAAUGAUCAACUUCAAAUUUCUUCGGGGUAUAUGGAACUCAGACACUCGGAUGGGCGUGUAGAUGUUUCAGCAAAGGACUUCAAGAUGUUUACAAGCAGUUUGGAGAAUUUGCUUCGGAAUUCAACGAUUAAACCACCAUCUGGUACACGUGGCGCGUUUCUAGUGGCUCCCAGCUUUACUCUUGAGGUUACAAUGGACUGGGAAUGUGAGUCGGGCAAUCCACUCAACCACUAUUUAUUUGCACUUCCUUCGGAACGUGUCGCUCGUGAUAAGAUAUACGAUCCUUUCAGAUCUACUUCACUAUCGCUGAGGUGGAAUUUCUCUCUCAGACCCAUCAUGUCUCUUUCACAGUCCUCCAGUAAUGGCUAUGCUGCAUUUGAUGCAGCUUUGCAUGAUUCAUCUAAAUUGAAAAACGAUUCGGUUAAUUCACCAACUUUAAACGUUGGUCCUCAUGAUUUUGCUUGGCUCCUAAGGUUCUGGAACUUGAACUACAAUCCUCCUCAUAAAUUGCGAUACUUCUCUCGAUGGCCUCGUUUUGGUGUCCCGAGAAUUCCAAGAUCUGGUAAUCUUUCAUUAGACAAGGUCAUGACAGAAUUUAUGUUCCGGAUUGACUCAACUCCAACUGUUUUAAGACAUAUGUCGUUGGAUGACAAUGAUCCAGCUAAAGGAUUGACAUUUAAGAUAACAAAGUUGAAAUACGAAAUGUGUUACAGUCGUGGUAAGCAAAAGUAUACAUUUGAGAGCAAACGUGAAAUCCUCGAUUCUGUUUAUCAGGGUCUCGAUCUUCAUAUGCCUAAAGUAUUUCUUAAUAAAGAUGAUUCCACAAGUGUUAUCAAAGUUGUUCAAAUGACGAGAAAAGGCUCAAAAUCUUCGUCCACUGACAGAGUUGUAAACGAAAACGGUGGUAAUAGUAGAACUACUACAGAACGACAUCGUGAUGAUGGAUUUUUGUUGUCUUCUGAUUAUUUUACAAUCAGAAGGCAAUCACCAAACGCAGAUCCAGCUAGAUUGCUUGCAUGGCAAGAAGCUGGAAGAAGAAAUUCUGAAAUGACAUAUGUUAGGUCAGAAUUUGAAAAUGGAAGUGAGAGUGACGAACAAGCAAGAUCUGAUCACAGUGAGGAUGACGGUUAUAAUGUGGUGAUAGCUGAUAACUGUCAACGAAUCUUUGUCUAUGGAUUGAAGCUACUAUGGACAAUUGAAAACAGAAAUGCUGUUUGGUCAUGGGUUGGUGAAUUAUCUAAAGCAUUUGCACCUUCAAAACCUUCUCCUUCUCGUCAGUAUGCCCAGCGGAAGCUUCUAGAAGGGAAUCAAGCACAAUAUGUAAAGGAAUCUUCUCAUGAAGAUGUUUCAAAGAACCCUUCUGUUGGUCAAGCUGCAAGUUCUUCUAAACAAAAGGAGGCAUCAGGGUCAAAUCCGUCUUCAGCAAAUUCUACUAAAGUAGACAGUCAAUCGUUUGGGGCUAUUGACAAACAUGGAUUUGAUGACUCCGAUGAAGAGGGCACUCGCCGUUUCAUGGUAAAUGUUAUCGAGCCACAAUUCAAUCUUCACUCUGAAGAUGCCAAUGGAAGAUUUUUGCUUGCUGCUAUUAGUGGAAGGGUUUUAGCUCGGUCAUUCCAUGCAGUUCUUAACGUUGGUAUAGAGAUGAUCAAACAAGCGCUCGGGAGUGGAGACGUGAAUAAUCCGGAAUCCCAACCUGAAUUAACAUGGAAUCGUAUGGAACUAUCGGUAAUGUUGGAACAUGUGCAGGCUCAUGUGGCUCCAACUGAUGUUGAUCCAGGGGCUGGACUUCAAUGGUUACCAAAGAUUCGUAGAAACUCCCAAAAAAUACAGCGCACUGGGGCCCUUCUUGAAAGAGUAUUUAUGCCAUGUGAUAUGUACUUUCGCUACACCAGACACAAAGGCGGAACAACAGAUUUAAAGGUUAAACCUUUGAAAGAACUUGCAUUCAAUUCUCAAAAUAUAACAGCGACCAUGACGUCUCGCCAGUUUCAAGUUAUGCUUGAUGUUUUGACCAAUCUUCUCUUUGCCAGGCUUCCCAAGCCUAGGAGAAGUAGUCUUCCGAAAUCAGCAGAAGAUGAUGAUGACAUUGAGGAAGAAGCAGAUGAAGUGGUUCCCGAUGGUGUUGAAGAGGUAGAGUUAGAACGAGUCAACCUUGAACAGAAAGAACGCGCCCGGAACUUGCUUUUUGACGAUAUUCGGAAGCUUUCCCUGUUUAUUGAUACUUCUGGAGAUGCACAUUCAGAGAAGGAAGGGAAUCUUUGGAUGAUAACUGGUGGAAGAUCCACAUUGGUGCAUAGACUGAGGAAAGAGCUGGUAAAUGCACAAAAAUCUAGAAAGAUGGCUGCUGCUUCUUUUAGGAUGGCUAUGCAGAAAGCUGCACAAUUUCGACUUAUGGAGAAAGAGAAGAAUAAAAGCCCUUCAUGUGCUAUGCGCAUAUCUCUGCAAAUCAACAAAGUCGUUUGGGGAAUGUUUGUGGAUGGCAAAGCUUUUGCCGAAGCUGAGAUAAAUGACAUGAAAUAUGAUUUUGACAGAGACUAUAAAGAUGUUGGUCUUGCUAGGUUCACAACAAAGUACUUUGUGGUGAGAAAUUGCCUGCCUAAUGCAAAAUCUGACAUGCUUCUGUCAGCAUGGAAUCCUCCUCCUGAAUGGGGCAAAAAAGUGAUGCUUCGGGUAGAUGCAAAACAAGGAGCUCCAAAGGAUGGCAACUCACCUAUUGAAUUAUUCCAGGUGGAUAUUUACCCGCUGAAAAUUCAUUUGACUGAGCAAAUGUAUAGAAUGAUGUGGGGGUACUUUUUCCCAGAAGAGGAGCAAGAUAGUCAACGUCGCCAGGAAGUUUGGAAGGUGUCAACUACUUCUGGUUUAAGAAGAGCAAAAAAGGUUUCCACUGUAAAUGAGGCUUCUUCAUCAAACAGUCAGUCAACAAAAGAAUUAGAGGGGUCCCGAAGCAAUCAUUCUUCCACCCAUUCUGAUUCCAUUCAUGGAUCGAAGGGGCAGAAUGGGAAAACCACAUCACCUGAGUUCGGGCGAUGUUCUUCAUUUGAUAGAACAUGCGAAGAAUCUGUAGCAGAAUCUGUUACUAAUGAACUUAUGCUACAAAUGCAAUCUUCGAGUCUCCCUGCAUUAAAGAUUGAAUCAGUUGGAAGCGUUGAGCAGUUGGACGAAUCAAGUAAAACUAAAUCUAAAACUGCAAAAACUGGUCGUUCUUCUCAAGAAGAAAAGAAGUUAGGUAAACCAAAUGACGAGAAGAGGUCUAGGCCAAGGGUUAUGCGGGAAUUCCAUAAUAUCAAGAUAAGCCAGGUUGAACUGCUAGUGACUUAUGAAGGGUCUAGAUUUGCUGUAAGUGAUCUAAGGUUGCUUAUGGAUACGUUUCAUCGUGUUGAAUUUACUGGUACCUGGAGAAGGCUGUUCUCAAGAGUUAAAAAACAUAUAAUAUGGGGGGUUCUCAAAUCCGUCACUGGAAUGCAGGGUAACAAGUUCAAAGAUAGGUUACGUGGUCAUGGAAAAGAAACAAUGGUGUCUGGUAUCCCUACAACCGAUCUGAAUCUUAGUGACAGUGAUGGCGGUGGUCCUAGCAGUAAAGCCGAUCAGGUUCCUAUAACUUGGCCUAAACGGCCUCCUGAGGGUGCGGGAGAUGGAUUUGUGACCUCGAUCAGAGGAUUAUUCCACUCUCAGCGGCGCAAGGCUAAGGCCUUUGUGCUGAGAACAAUGAGAGGCGAGGGAGAAAACGAUCAAAUGGGUGGUGGUGACUGGAGUGAAAGUGAUACAGAAUAUUCUCCGUUUGCCAGACAGUUAACCAUAACUACUAGGAAACUCAUUCGACGCCACACUAAAAAGCUUCGUGUCAAGAAAGGUAUACCUCCACAGCAACGAGAUUCAUCACUUCCAUCUUCACCAGUAGAAACCACGCCAUAUGAAAGCAACUCUUCUAGUGAAUCUGAUCCUUAUGAGGAUUUUCUUGAAUACAAGGCUGCUGAAGAAAAAUCACCACCUUUGUCUUAACCCGACCCAAUCAAAACCCAACCCACGAUGAACAUCGUUGGUUUUGCUGCAACGCCUUGCCUAUGCUUCAUAGGUAAGGCUGAGUUUUUGUAUCGUCAAAAGCAGGUUUGACCAUUGGUAUAGCUAUAUAUAUACAAGGAUUAUGAGAGUUGUAUAUAAAAUUGGGCUCUAAGCCAUCAAGAGUUUGGUGAUGAACAUCCAUGAAUGUGAUUUGUAUAUUUAAGAUGGAAAUAAAGGUGGUAAUAGUGGUAUAAUUAUCGUUAUA